UUACACGGGUUAUUAUGUUAAUUACACACACCCAUGUUUUCCUUAAUGUAUUUAAGCCGAUGUUUAAAGAAUAGAUAUUAAUCGUUCGUUACUUGAAGGAAAAGGAACACAAGCAUUUCUCUUGUGGAAAAUAUUGAAAAAAAUUAAAACAAUGAGGGCCUUGACGCUUGCACUUUUUACACUGAUGUAUGUGUACGUAUCAGGUCAGUGGAAAAACAAUUGGGACGGGCCGCUAAACUUCCAGUGCCCGUCCACUAAUAGUGCUAUCUCUCACGUCGUAUCCAUGCAUAAUAACAAAAAGGAGGACAGACGAUUUAAUUUCAACUGUAGACCUGUUCAGGCAGUCUCUGGGCCCAUUUCUUGCAAAUUAUCAGGUUACGUGAAUAGCUACGAUCAGCCAGCCCUUUAUACUUGUCCAAAUGGGGGUUAUCUGAAUGGUGUCUCUAGUGUACACAACAAUAAGAAGGAAGACAGGGUGUUUAGAUUUAGAUGCUGUACUCCAAAACCAGGCUAUCACCACAAGAACUGCAAAUGGACUGGUUGGGUUAACAACUGGGAUGAAACUUUUUCAUACUUCGUCCCUCGCAAUUACGUCAUCAGAGGAAUCAACAGUAUUCACAACAAUAAGAAAGAGGACCGAAGAUUUAAAUUUGAAAUCUGUCAGAUCGCCAAACAUUGAGUUGGAUUCCCAUUACCCAAAUAAUGUAGAUUAAUACAAUAAAUAUAUAGAAAAAAAUAUAGACCCUUGUUGUUUCUCAAUU
Ostrea edulis (European flat oyster) is the source of this 761-nucleotide messenger RNA. Its product is annotated as hemagglutinin/amebocyte aggregation factor-like. Lineage: Eukaryota; Metazoa; Mollusca; Bivalvia; Ostreida; Ostreidae. The coding region runs from base 152 to 679 and encodes 175 amino acids. The record is from RefSeq and is a predicted model, not a curated record. The transcript is spliced from 5 exons.